UUCUCCCGUAGUGAAAGGGGUUUGGGAAAUCUGAUCCAGUCUGUCAGUCCCGGAAGGACGUCUGAGCCCUCUCUCCCUUUUUAAUAUAAGAAGAAUUCGAAAGCAGUGGGGAAGCUUGCUAAACCUAUCACAGCAUUGCUAACAGACAGCCUAUUACAGUAUUUAAUAAAAACAGAAACAGCAUGCUUAUCGUAGGCUAAUAAGCCUACCUCCUGUGCGCUUUAAAGACAGUGUGAAGCAGCUCUAACAGAGCUUCAGAUAACUAAUUUCAAGCAUGGCCGUGUAGCGUGCCAGUCACUCCUAUUGUCCUUCCAAACUCUUUCAGACAUUUUGAGCUGGGAGUAUUAAAGCUAUGAGUUAGCAAGGGUUGUGACAUUAAUGGUACAGAAAAGCUUUAGGCACGAGAGGUAAUGAUGAUUACGGGUGGCUCUUUGGAGGACUGCACUGGAUCUGGAUCGCUGUCCUUAAAAAUUAAGCGUGGCUUUUGAGGAAGAUGUGACAACUACGGGAGGUCUUUUCAUCAUUCCUCCAGGACUUCCACCAUAAGGGAAGAAGCUCCUGGACCAACAUCCUCUAAGAUGUUUAUAUGGACCAGUGGCCGGACCUCUUCAUCUUACAGACACGAUGAGAAAAGAAAUAUUUACCAGAAAAUCAGAGACCACGACCUACUGGACAAAAGGAAAACUGUCACGGCACUGAAAGCAGGCGAGGACCGGGCCAUUCUCCUGGGACUGACCAUGAUGGUGUGCUCCAUCAUGAUGUACUUUCUACUGGGCAUCACCCUGCUGCGCUCAUACAUGCAGAGUGUGUGGACCGAAGAGUCUCAAUGCACCUUGUUGAAUGCGUCCAUUACGGAAACAUUUAACUGCUCCUUCAGCUGUGGCCCAGACUGCUGGAAACUCUCUCAGUACCCUUGCCUCCAGGUGUACGUUAACCUGACUUCUUCAGGCGAAAAGCUUCUUCUGUACCACACCGAAGAGACGAUAAAAAUCAAUCAGAAGUGCUCCUAUAUUCCUAAGUGUGGGAAAAAUUUCGAAGAAUCCAUGUCUCUGGUGAAUGUUGUCAUGGAAAACUUCAGGAAGUACCAGCACUUUUCCUGCUAUUCUGACCCGGAAGGAAACCAGAAGAGUGUCAUCCUCACCAAACUCUACAGUUCCAAUGUGCUGUUCCAUUCCCUCUUCUGGCCCACGUGUAUGAUGGCUGGGGGUGUGGUGAUCGUCGCCAUGGUGAAACUCACACAGUACCUCUCCCUGCUUUGUGAGAGGAUCCAGCGGAUCAAUAGAUAAAAGCAAAGUGGAUGACAUUAUUUUUUUUAAAGCUCAAAUACUGUUUUCUUUCAUUCUUCACCAAAGAACCUUAAGUUUGUAAUGUGCAGUCUGUUAUGAGUUCCUUAUACGUAGAGCAAUAAUGUAAAAGCUGUUCUAUAUGCAAAUAUGAUGUCUUUAUUAUUCAGGAGAAGAAGUAACUAUGUUGUGUUGGUUGUUCUCCUAAUCUUGUUUCUGUGCUGGAAAUAGUACUUCCUUCUCUCGUUCAGCCAAAAUAGGGCUCAGUUAUUCAUUUGUCAAGGUUUGUGGAAGAAUGUAGACAAUGUUAACGUGAUAAGUUCUGUGUUCUGAGUUGUCAGAUCUCUUGAAAACAUUUCUGCAAUAUUUUCCAUCAUUUAUUGUUUACUAAAGCUGCAGCCAAAAAUAUUUUUUUCUUUUCUUACUUGAAACUGAGCCCUACAGCAAGUGAAGGGACCAGAUUUCCUCCCUAAAAGAUGUUAACACAUUUUCCUUGUAUUUCUUUCCACCAUCUGGGAGUAAAGAAGGGGGGAAUAAGCCAGCUAUAUUUCUUUAAUUACUUUCUAUUCAUAACUUUAGAAUUUUUAAAACUGAUUUCCAAAAUAAGCUGUUUUCAUUAACCGACUCUAUAUUUUUUCCUGUGGUUUAAAUAGAAAGUGAACAGACCCUUUUCCAUGUAAGACCUGCUGCUGUGUGAGAUGCCCCUUCAAGGAGUUUUGUUACCCGUGAACUGACUUAAUGUUGAGUAGAUGCUCCAUUAUAAUCCACAAAAGUCUAUGUUACCAAGAUACAUGUGUGAAAAUCUUUAUUCCAUUUUAAUUGAACUGUUAGGUGGUAAAACUAAGAUCCUACUUGCUGGUCAAGACUAGUGGACUUAUUUCAAUGGGUAAAUCUACUGUGGCAAAUUAACAUGCUGGAAUUUAUGUUUAAUGAGUGUGUAAUCUCUCUCUUUCUAACAUGUGUUCCCUACUGGGAUUUUAAAGCUGUGUGCACAGAAUAUUUGUCUCCUCUACAUGUUUUAUUUUUUCUAUUUUCAAUUGCCUUUUUUGUUGCUAGAUUUUAUACACAGAACAGAUCUUUUUUCCUAACACACACUUGAACUAAAUAAUAGAUUUGAAGAAAGCCUUUGUUCAUCUGUUAGAGGGUGGGGGGAAUGAGGGAUUGGUUUCCGACUAAAACAUUCCAUCUUUUAUUUAAUGUCAAUAUCAAAAAGAGAAGACAAACAUCUAUCUUUUUCAUCUAUAUUUAAAUACCUUUUUGUAUGUUGUUUUCUAGGUAUUGCACAAUUUUACAGAUCAUAUAUGUGGAAUGAAUGGUAAAACUAAUCUGAUGAAGUGAAAGUUUUCUGCAAUAUUGUAAUUCAUAGUUUACUUUUCAUAAGCAAAUAAAUCCCUAGGGCAUAAUCAGGA
This is a messenger RNA of Artibeus jamaicensis (Jamaican fruit-eating bat), 2692 nucleotides long. RefSeq names its product potassium calcium-activated channel subfamily M regulatory beta subunit 2 (gene KCNMB2). Bases 579 to 1286 code for a protein of 235 amino acids. The transcript has 5 exons. Gene Ontology annotation, biological process: potassium ion transport; detection of calcium ion. Gene Ontology annotation, cellular component: membrane; voltage-gated potassium channel complex. NCBI's taxonomy places the organism in Eukaryota, Metazoa, Chordata, Mammalia, Chiroptera, Phyllostomidae. Gene Ontology annotation, molecular function: calcium-activated potassium channel activity; potassium channel regulator activity. The record is from RefSeq and is a predicted model, not a curated record.